Messenger RNA from Hippoglossus stenolepis (Pacific halibut), 4816 nucleotides. RefSeq names its product carboxypeptidase D, a (gene cpda). The record is from RefSeq and is a predicted model, not a curated record. Bases 154 to 4263 code for a protein of 1369 amino acids. NCBI's taxonomy places the organism in Eukaryota, Metazoa, Chordata, Actinopteri, Pleuronectiformes, Pleuronectidae. Gene Ontology annotation, molecular function: metallocarboxypeptidase activity; zinc ion binding. The transcript is spliced from 21 exons. Gene Ontology annotation, biological process: proteolysis.
CCCCGCCCGGGUGCGGUAGGCGGAAGUAGAUGGAAACAAGGCAGAGGCCAGACGGACCGUCACAGCUGUUGAGAAACACUGAAAACACACCAGCCUGCGGGUUGUCCUCUGCUUCCACGGCCUGGAUGGUGUAGGAGAAGAAGAAACGUCAACAUGGCCGACACAUGGAAGCGUCUCUCCACCGUGCUCCAACUACCAGCGUCACUUUCCGCCUGUCUCCUCGCUCUGCUCCUCGUCUGCCCCGGUGACGCCAGCCGACACCGGACACGACGCCUCAGCAGCCCCGCCGCCGAGGACCCGGUAGAAACUUACGACAGAUACUACGAUUACGCGAGUCUAACGGGACGUCUGCGGUCUUUAGCCCAGAAAUACCCGCACAUAGCCAACCUGUCGAGCGUGGGUCAGUCCGUGGAGGGCAGGCAGCUGUGGGUGAUGCGCAUCACCACGGAGCCCGACGCGGACUCGCCGGGGAAACCUAAAUUUAAGUACGUGGGCAACAUGCACGGAGACGAGACCGUGUCCCGGCAGGUGCUGGUCUACCUAGCGGAGCACCUGCUGCUUAAAUACGGAGAGGAGCCGCGCAUCACGGAGCUCGUAAACACAACGGAUAUUUACAUCAUGCCGAGUAUGAACCCGGACGGCUUCGAGAAGUCCAAAGAGGGGGAAUGCCUGGGAGAGAACGGCGGCAGGAGUAACGCCCAAAACAUUGACCUGAACAGAAGCUUUCCUGACCAGUUCGCCGGGACCAGCGUCUCUCCAGAGGAAAUACCCGAGGUCAUGGCUGUGAUCAGAUGGAUCCAGGAGAAAAAAUUUGUGCUGUCAGCGAACCUGCAUGGUGGCACCGUGGUCGCCAGUUACCCUUUUGACGACUCAGCCGUCCAUCAGCUACAGGGCCACUACAGCAGGUCAGACGAGGACAACCUGUUUCGCUACUUGGCUAUGACGUAUUCCCAGAACCACCCUGUGAUGAAGACUGGUAUGCCCAACUGUCCCGAUGCCAUGGAGGAAACUUUUAAAGAUGGCAUCACCAAUGGGGCUCAGUGGUACGAUGUACCUGGAGGGAUGCAGGACUACAACUACCUCCAUGGAAACUGUCUGGAGAUCACCAUUGAGCUGAGCUGCUGCAAAUAUCCUCCUGCAACUGAGCUCCAUAAGGAAUGGGAUCUGAAUAGGGAAUCCCUACUAGCCUACAUGGAAAAGGUACAUAUAGGUGCUCGUGGAUAUGUGAAAGAAGCCGUCACUGGUGCUGCCCUCUCCAACGUCACCAUUAUGGUGUCAGGCAUUCAGCACAAUCUGACCACAGGAAACUACGGGGAGUACUAUCGCCUCCUGCUCCCAGGAACGUACAACAUAACUGCUCUAGCCCCAGGGUACACACCAAUGACUGUCCACAGUGUCCAGGUCGUAGAGGACAAAGCCACAGAACUUAACUUUACCUUGGCACCUGUCGUCAGUGAGGCUGCAGGCAGCAGCACUGUGCCUACGUCCUCUGUCCCAUCCAGCCGUGAUCCAAACAUCUCCACCACUACUACAGAUGCUUCCAACUCCACUGUAGCUGUGUCUAGCGGAGACGGGAACAACCCUUCAAUGCUUCCACCUGAAAAUAUACCCGUCCAGCCGCAGGAAUUCCGUCACCACAACUAUGCAGACAUGGAGCUCUUCUUACGCAAGUACAGCAGCGAGUUCCCCUCUAUCGUCCAUCUUUACUCGAUUGGCCGCUCUGUGGAAGACAGAGAGCUGUACGUGAUGGUCAUCUCCGACAACCCCACUGUUCACGAGCACGGUGAGCCAGAAUUUAAGUAUGUGGCCAACAUGCAUGGUAAUGAAGUGGUGGGCCGAGAAUUGACGCUCAACCUCAUUGAGUAUCUGUGCCGUAACUAUGGCACCGACCCGGAGGUCACUCGUUUGGUCAACAACACCCGCAUUCACAUCAUGCCGUCUAUGAACCCUGAUGGGUAUGAGGCGGCCAAUGAAGGUGAUGUGAAGGGCUACAAAGGGCGCAACAACAGCAACAAUGUUGACCUGAACCGCAACUUCCCCGAUCAGUUCACGUCCGCCACAGGAACCAGACAGCCAGAGACUAUAGCUGUGAUGAACUGGCUGAAGAGCAUCUCCUUUGUCCUGUCAGCCAACCUCCAUGGAGGUUCCUUGGUGGUGAACUACCCCUAUGAUGAUGACAAAGAAGGGUUAAGUCAGUACAGCCAGUCCCCUGAUGACAAGGUCUUUCAGCUGGUGUCCAGAGCGUACUCACAGGAGAAUCCUCUGAUGCACAAUGGACACCCUUGUGAGGAACUGUACCCUGAUGAAUAUUUUGAGAACGGAAUCACCAAUGGUGCAAACUGGUACAAUCUUCAUGGUGGGAUGCAGGACUGGAACUAUUUAAACACCAACUGUUUUGAGGUGACCAUUGAGUUGGGUUGUGUGAAGUACCCUUUGGCCAAGGAGCUGCCUAAAUACUGGGAACAAAACCGAAGAGCCUUACUUCAGUUUAUACACCAGGUCCACACUGGAGUAAAGGGCACAGUGUCUGACAGUAGGGAUGGUACAGGAAUACCCAAUGCUACCAUCACUGUGGCAGAGAUAGACCAUAACAUCACCACGGCUCAUACAGGAGACUACUGGAGACUUCUAGCCCCCAACACUUACUCAAUCACAGCCGCUGCUCACGGGUACAUACCUCUAAGAACCUACGCCACAGUCGCAAAGGAUGGAGUGGAGGUGGUGGACUUCAGACUGACACGUUUGCACUCAGACUCUAACGGCCAGUCUCAAAACGGACCCCAACCCACACAGAACCCGUCUGAGAAGGCGUUGCAGAGCUUAAUCAAAGAUCUCUCUCUGGGCCAGGGUUUGGAUCAGUUGGUCAAGAGCACAGCCACAGAGAGCAUCUUCCGCUACCAACGUUAUAAAGAAUUGUCCGGGUCCAUGAGGGGCCUCACACUCAACUUUCCAAAAAUUACAUCCUUACACAGUUUGGGCCAAAGUGUAGAGUUUCGAACCAUUUGGGCUCUGGAAAUCUCCAACAAACCAGAGGAAGCUGAACCAUCUGAGCCCAAGAUUCGCUUUGUAGCAGGGAUCCAUGGCAAUGCCCCUGUGGGCUCCGCGCUGCUGCUGGAGUUUGCUGCCUUCCUGUGUAUCAACUAUGGCAAGAACCCAGCCAUCACUAAGUUGAUCAACGAGACCCGGAUCGUCAUCGUGCCUUUGAUCAACCCAGAUGGACGAGAACAGUCUGUUGAGAAACAGUGCACCUCCACUCAGGGUUUGACCAAUGCUCAUGGAAAAGAUCUGGACACAGAUUUCUUUGGCAAUGCAUCACAGCGUGUGGUGGAGGCUCAGCCAGAGACCAGAGCGAUGAUGGACUUGAUUCUAGAAAGGACUUACACACUCUCUGUAGCUCUCGAUGGAGGCGCCCUUGUUGCUACCUACCCUUAUGACAAACCCGUCCAGUCUGUUGAAAACGAGGGCACAUUGAAGUACUUGGCAAAUGUUUAUGCCAACAACCAUCCCAAGAUGCACCUCGGAGACACCGGAUGUUCAAAUAAUGGGCAGAUGGGCAACAUCCCCAACGGAGUCAUGAGGGCAGCAGAGAGACAAAGUCACAUGGGGAGCAUGAAGGAUUUCAGUAUGGACUUUGGCCACUGUCCAGAAAUCACAGUGUAUACUGGCUGCUGUUUGUUCCCUCCUGUUGAGCAGCUGGCCACACUUUGGGCCGAGAACAAGAAGGCUCUCCUCAGCAUGUUGGUGGAGGUCCAUAAAGGUGUGCGUGGAGUGGUGAGGGACAAGAGCGGGAAGCCCAUUGUUGGUGCAAUCAUUGUGCUGAACGGAGGUGUAAGAGUGUUUACUACAGAGGGUGGCUACUUCCACGCGCUGCUGGCUCCUGGCAACCACAACAUUGAAGCUGUUGCCGAUGGCUACCAACAACAACGUCAAGAGGUGGUGGUAUCGUCCUAUGAAGCUGCUAGCUCCAUCAUCAUUGAGUUUGACAUGGACAACAGUAUCUUUGGGCUGCCCAGAGAGUUUGUGGUGGCCAGUGCAGCGGCCUCCAUGACAGCACUGGUGGUGACGGCGUGCAUUAUCUGGUGUGUGUGUGCGGCCAAGUCUAACCGUCAGAAGGACGGCUUCCAUCGUUUGCGACAGCACAGAGACGACUACGACGACGAGAUCCGGCUCACGUCCAUGGGCUCCAAGAAGUCCCUGCUCGCCAACGAGUUUCAGGACGAGAGCGAAAGUGACGAGGAGACGCUGUACGCCAACAAAAUCUGAGAACAAUGGCGCCAGUUUUUGCUGUUGGCUCAGCAUUCUUUUUUAUUUUGAUCUCCCUCCUGGAAAUUGAACUUGUCCAACAAGGAAUAGGUUGACUUUGGGCACCAUCCCAGUCCAUCUUUAUGACUUGAGAUAUGAGUGAUAAAGACACUUUUCUUCUGUUAUACCAACAAGCUCUGCGCACUAGCUUCUGGUCACACAGUUAUCAGUGCAACCAAAUUAAUAGUUAACAGAACAUCAUGCUGAUGUCUGGAGUGAAGGGCUUGCUUUUUUGUGAUGUAUCUCUGUUUGACUGGGUCAACAAGAGGACAGAGAGAAGGUGUUAAAGAGGAGCGAAGGAAAAGGUUUGUUCCACUGUGGCUCUCAUCCGUCCUUUGGUUUUUGAGUCCCGCAGCUUUUUUAUUUAAUUUGUUUUCCGAGCCAUUCAAGAGUGCUCUUGAAGAUCGCUACGUGUCCCACCCGGCUGAGGAGUCAAGCCGCAAAGUCCAAAUUAAACUUUUUUUCUUGUUUAGUGGAUGUGUAAAUGAACUCUGAAUAAAAGUACUUAAUCUCA